AUGCGCUUUCCUGACCGGAAAUUGUGUCGGGAAUGCAAAGCGCUUUGGAAGCUCGUUACCAACCAUUGCUUUCAAACUGCUUUGUUGACGAUUCUGGCGCACUGGCUGUGGAAAAUGGACCUGCACGAGUUUUCAUCCAAGUCGUCUGCAGUUGCAUCCACAGAGCAAAAGUACCUACCUACCUUAGUGGAGGUCUGGUACCUUAGGUACAGUGCAAUCAAUACCUGGGUGCAUGUACAUACUAUUAUAAUACCGUUGGUAGCCGAACCUAGCCCUGUCAAAUCUCCGACCGUCGGACUUGGGAGUUCCAAAUACUGUGUACUCCGUAGCCUCCGAGGAGAUGCCCAACCCAACGUGGAUGCAAUGGAUCCUUAUCUCUCCGUUCAACAAACAAGUUCAUUCCUUGAUCAUCGCGUUUUCCAUUCAGCAGGUGGCUUUAUGCUACCCCAACUGAAGAUGGCCUUUAAGCUCAACACUUGGAUCCGAGAGAGAUAUAAGACCAAAAAGACCAAAAAGGCCCUAUCUGAGCCGUCUGAUUGA
Molecule: messenger RNA, 540 nt
Organism: Ustilaginoidea virens
Lineage: Eukaryota; Fungi; Ascomycota; Sordariomycetes; Hypocreales; Clavicipitaceae
Exons: 3
Coding region: 1-540 (179 amino acids)
Source: RefSeq, a predicted model, not a curated record